AUGAAUAAAUUAGUUGAUUACAGUGAUUCUGAACCGGAUAAACCGGUAAUAAAAAGAAAGAAAAGGUGUCAAGUAAAAAAGGAAGAUUGGAGUAGUGAAGUUAAUACAAAGAAUAGAGAAAAGGGUAAAGAAUAUUGCGACUAUUGUGCGUCAAAACACAAAAAAGCACUAUUUAUAGCCACUUUUACAAACACCCUAACCAUACAAAAAAUAGCUUUAUUUAAACCGAAGAAAGAUUUGUGUGACAUCUGUAAUGAAUACAAGCUGGGCCAUAUUACCAAAGAGACUUAUGACGACCAUGUAAAUAAAAAGAACGAAGCGAGAAUGGAAAAAGAAUCUGCUAAAGAAAAAAAGGAAUUUGUCUUUAGUGAAGACCUACAAGCAGUACUUUUAGCGUCGCGGUCCAAUGUGUCAUCAAAUUACUACAAGACUAAGCUAUGUGUCCACAACUGGUGCAUUUAUGACAUGAAAACUAGCGAUGGGUAUUGCUUUCUAUGGAAUGAGGCCGAAGCCGAGUACAUCACUAUUUGCAAGAAAGCAAAAAAAUCAAAACCGUAUAUAGUUGAAUACCUAAACUAUUCUUACUUCAAGAACUUUAAAAACUUACAGUUUUACAACUCGAUAAGACCAGGAAAAAUGAAAGGAGAUCCUAAGGUUACCGACAUACGAGCUUUUAAAUAUGCACCAUCUAGAGAAAUAUUUUAUAAGCUUAAAUUAACUAAAGAGUAUAAAUUGCUUAAUCAACGUAGGAAUGCCCGAAUUAACAACAUUCCUUUUCAUAAUUUACCUGACCUGUACAAUGAACGCAGGAAAAUUACAAAAAAAAUAUAUUUAGAUUUACAGCAAUUAAAAAACUCUAUGCCAAGAGAUUACCAAAACUAUUAUGGCAACCUUCCUCAUGAAGCCUAA
Molecule: messenger RNA, 909 nt
Organism: Pieris macdunnoughi
Lineage: Eukaryota; Metazoa; Arthropoda; Insecta; Lepidoptera; Pieridae
Source: the annotation of a GenBank genome assembly